Drosophila teissieri is the source of this 2810-nucleotide messenger RNA. RefSeq names its product segmentation polarity homeobox protein engrailed. Lineage: Eukaryota; Metazoa; Arthropoda; Insecta; Diptera; Drosophilidae. The record is from RefSeq and is a predicted model, not a curated record. The transcript has 3 exons. Gene Ontology annotation, biological process: regulation of transcription by RNA polymerase II; neuron differentiation; multicellular organism development. Gene Ontology annotation, molecular function: DNA-binding transcription factor activity, RNA polymerase II-specific; RNA polymerase II cis-regulatory region sequence-specific DNA binding. Bases 638 to 2296 code for a protein of 552 amino acids. Gene Ontology annotation, cellular component: nucleus.
UUGGCGAGAGAGAGUGAGAGCAAGAGGGAGCGAGCGAGAAAGCGCUCGGAGCAGCCAACGGGAGUGAGUGAGCCGGCGAAACCGGUUCGCAUGGGGCAGGUGACAAGGCUAAGAGAGAGCGAAAAUCGAUCAGUGUAAGGCUCUGCUUAAGGCCGAAGCCGAAAAGACCCAUCUUCCACUCUCAUCUCUUCACGUCACUGUCACCAACUCCUGUCACUCACUCACUCGCUCGCUCGCCGACUCGCUCGCACCCACUGCGUCGGCUACUUGUGCGAUCUCGCCCUCUCGCUCCCGCACUCGGACCUCUCUUUCGCCCGUGACAGUUCAAUCGGCUCUCGCGUUAACUCUCCCCGACGUCGGCGCUGCGAUUCCGAAGUAGUCAACUAAUUCAGUCGUUGCGCUCGAUGUGAACAGACGUGCGUGUCGGAACAACAGUUGCAAAUCAAACACGAAAGCAAAGGCCAAACAGAAAACAGAAAACAGCAAACAGCAAAAGGCAAAAAGCAAACAGAGUACAGAGAAGAGAAUCAGAAGAAUCUGAGCAAUCAGAAGAAUCAGAAGAAUCAGUGGCCCAGUGUCAAGUGACCCAGUGACAAGUGUCUUAAGCGAGUUGCAAUUUAGCGCCCAGUCGAAACCAAUGGCCCUGGAGGAUCGCUGCAGUCCACAGUCAGCGCCCAGCCCCGUUACCCUUCAAAUGCAGCACCUCCACCACCAGCAACAGCAGCAGCAGCAACAGCAGCAGCAAAUGCAGCACCUUCACCAGCUGCAGCAACUGCAGCAGUUGCACCAACAGCAACUGGCCGCCGGUGUCUUCCACCAUCCGGCAAUGGCCUUCGAUGCCGCUGCAGCCGCCGCCGCUGCAGCAGCUGCUGCGGCCGCCCACGCCCACGCGGCUGCACUGCAGCAGCGCCUCAGUGGCAGUGGAUCGCCCGCGUCCUGCUCCACGCCCGCCUCGUCCACGCCGCUGACCAUCAAGGAGGAGGAGAGCGACUCCGUCAUCGGGGACAUGAGUUUCCACAACCAGACGCACACCACCAACGAGGAGGACGAGGCGGAGGAGGAUGACGACAUCGAUGUGGACGUGGACGACACUUCAGCGGGCGGACGCCUGCCACCUCCCGCCCACCAGCAGCAGUCGACGGCCAAGCCCUCGCUGGCCUUUUCCAUCUCCAACAUCCUAAGCGACCGUUUCGGCGAUGUCCAGAAGCCGGGCAAGUCGAUGGAGAACCAGGCCAGCAUCUUCCGCCCCUUCGAGGCGAAUCGCUCCCAGACGGCCACGCCCUCCGCCUUCACGCGAGUGGAUCUGCUGGAGUUCAGCCGGCAACAGCAGGCCGCCGCCGCAGCCGCCACCGCGGCCAUGAUGCUGGAGCGGGCCAACUUCCUCAACUGCUUCAAUCCGGCUGCCUAUCCCAGGAUACACGAGGAGAUCGUGCAGAGUCGCCUGCGCAGGAGUGCAGCCAAUGCCGUCAUCCCGCCGCCCAUGAGCUCCAAGAUGAGCGAUGCCAAUCCCGAGAAGUCCGCCCUGGGAUCACUGUGCAAGGCGGUCUCGCAGAUCGGACAACCUUCUGCCCCCACGAUGACCCAACCGCCGCUAAGCAGCAGUGCCAGCAGCCUGGCCAGCCCGCCACCCGCCUCCAAUGCCUCCACCAUCAGCAGCACCUCCUCCGUGGCCACCAGCUCGAGCUCCUCCUCGUCGGGCUGCUCCUCGGCGGCUAGCUCCCUGAACUCCUCGCCCAGCAGCCGCCUGGGAGCCAGUGGAUCCGGAGUCAAUGCCAGCAGUCCCCAGCCGCAGCCCAUUCCUCCGCCAUCCGCCGUUAGCCGGGACUCCGGCAUGGAGUCCUCGGAUGACACGCGUUCCGAGACGGGAUCCACCACCACGGAGGGCGGCAAGAACGAGAUGUGGCCCGCCUGGGUGUACUGCACCCGCUACAGCGAUCGUCCCAGCUCAGGACCCCGCUACCGCCGCCCCAAACAGCCAAAGGACAAGACCAACGACGAGAAGCGUCCACGCACCGCCUUCUCCAGCGAGCAGUUGGCCCGCCUCAAGCGCGAGUUCAACGAGAAUCGCUAUCUGACCGAGCGGAGACGCCAGCAGCUGAGCAGCGAGCUGGGCCUGAACGAGGCCCAGAUCAAGAUCUGGUUCCAGAACAAGCGGGCCAAGAUCAAGAAGUCGACGGGCUCCAAGAAUCCGCUGGCCCUGCAGCUGAUGGCCCAGGGAUUGUACAACCACACCACCGUGCCGCUGACCAAGGAGGAGGAGGAGCUCGAGAUGCGCAUGAACGGGCAGAUCCCCUAAGCGGUGACCACCGGGUAACUGGGUGACUGGGUAACCCACCCACAAGUUACAAGGUUCCUCUUCCUCCUUCCGACGGGGGCGUGCAAUAUUCGAGGGCGUACAAAUGGUUUUCAUGUGAUAUAAUUGUAGCGUACAUAUGUUCUUGUAUAUAUCUAAAACUAUAUAUAUAUAACCCUAAUCCUAACCUAGAGUAAGAUCCAUCCGUAGCGAAUUCGAGCUGUAAGUUGUUGGCGUAUUUAUUUAACCACCCCGGAUAGCCGAAAGUAUUAUCGUAAUCUCCCGACACAAAGCCUUUCGCUAUCGCCGCACUCCAAAAGCUUCGACCUUCAGACGUUUAUUCCUACACACACCUACACCUAUCUAUAGUAACUACUCCCUAUGAACGACGUGCUUGCAGCCGCUCUGUAAAUUAAGUAACUUAACAGUUCCCUAGCUUAAUUCCUAGUUUACGCACCUAAGGAUUGCUAUGAAAGAGUAUUUUAGUUUCUAAGCGAACUGUUAACGAGCAACUAAU